GUUCCGUCAGCCCCCCCUCCCAAGAUAAAGCAACUCCCAAUAAUGACCAUCUCGAAUUUGCCAUCCCUAAGCUUGAAUCCCCCGCAGGAGUCCACACACUCUACCCAAACUUCAAGUGGCUCAUGCGAAUCUGAACGGUUCCCAUUUAUGACAAAAAUCCUAUCGGAAACAAACUGGCCUCCCACAAAUGGAACCGUUAUCCCAAUCGAUUCUGCUCUAAAUUCGUCGGAUCAGACGUCCCUCGGUGGACCGACAGGUCCACAUGAUGUGAUUCAGUCAACCUUGGGGUCAAAUCCUCUGCACAGUGGACCGAUACAGUUGUGGCAGUUCCUAUUGGAAGAGCUUCGCAAUCCACAAGCACGCGAGUUUAUUCACUGGACUGGGAAUGAUUGGGAAUUCAAAUUGAAGGAUCCGAAUCAAGUGGCCAAACGUUGGGGUGCGCGGAAGAAUAAGCCAAAAAUGAAUUACGAAAAAUUGAGCCGCGGACUACGAUACUACUACGAUAAACGGAUCAUACAAAAAGUUUCCGGAAAACGAUACGUUUAUCGGUUUACUCAAAAUAUUCACGAACUCCUCCGAGAAAUCAAUGGAAGUUGUUAA
This is a messenger RNA of Echinostoma caproni, 600 nucleotides long. NCBI's taxonomy places the organism in Eukaryota, Metazoa, Platyhelminthes, Trematoda, Plagiorchiida, Echinostomatidae. The record is from the annotation of a GenBank genome assembly.